AUUUCGAUAAACAUUGCAAAGGUCACUGGCAACACUGUGCCGUUCUUGUUGCGAUAAUCGACAGUCGUCGUUAAAGUUGUGAUUUCUCUGGAAAGGACAAAAAUAAAAAAUAACUUAGAAAUAUUAUCUAAAAAUUCGAUUUUGGCUUUUUAAGGACAAGUGAAGGAGUGUCGCCAACGUGUUCCGUGGGGAAGUGAACAAAAAAUCAGCUGUGCGUUUAGUGUCGUGCCAAGUUUUCUGCAAUAUUUUCAACAUUAUUGAAUAAAAGAUGGACACCGAUAACGAUAAUGAGCAACUGAAUUCGUCGGCGAGCAGCAGCAGCAACAGCAGUAGCAGCAAUUUGCUUGCCAAUUUGCCGAUGUUGCCAAUGCUACAAUCGUCAGAUAAUGAUGGCGACGCGGAGCUGGUGCAGCCGGAGCACCAGCUGUCGCAAGAACAUCAUGAGGAUCAUAUCGGCGCAGUUGGGCUGCCUCAACCACAACCACCGCCAUUGCCAUCGUUGCAAACGGCAUCUCAAUUGCCGGAUAAUUCAGUUUUCGUUUCACCCCUCUUAUUCAAUAACAAUACUACCCCACCUCCCUCAUCCUCCUCAUCAUCGUCGUCGCCAACAUCAUCGUCACACAAUCUCCAACUUUAUCAUCAUCAUCAGCAACAUGAACAAGAACAACCACACUCUGCCCAUACGCUUCAUUUUGACCAUUCUCCCUCUCCCUCCCUCCAGCAACACGCACUACUACCACCACCGCCAUCACCACCACUCGAACAACAGCAGCAGGAACUACAGGAAGCAAUAUCACCAUCGCAUUUUGGUGAAGAUCAACAGCAACAACAAUCUGUUGAACAACAAGAACUACAACAGCAGUGUCCAACGCACGAAUGUGCUUUCAACGACAGUACCACAAUUGCCGAUACGAUUGAUGCAUCUACAUUAGAAUCUGUCGCUGGUGAAGUUGUUGAACUUAGCGCUGAUAUUGCAACAACUAGUCAACACCAAGAACAACAGCAGCCGGGUUCACAAAACCAACCACAACAACAGGAAAGUUUGAGCGGUGCUCAACGCUCUACUCUGAGCGUAAUAGGUGAAGUUGCAGCUGGAAGCAGCGCAUCUAGCGAACGUAACCAAACACCUCCAACAUCACUGCCAUUGCUGCUGCAAGAGGAGGACGACGAAGACGAGGACGCAGACGACGAAUUGAACGUGGGCCUCGAACGAGUUAGAGCACCGAAGCCAUCUGCUGCACACUCUUACGCCCCGCACUUUACACACCAUCCAUUUACGCAUCCACUACCACUACACCACCAUCAUCAUUAUUACCCUAAUUUCGGUGGCUGUAGCAGUAACCCACCAUUUGUGUUUGACAUCCCCGCGCUAUCUGGUGGCGGCGGCAGCAUCAAUUUCGGCAGCUCUCUAAAUUCUAGUAACGGCGCAAAUACCAACGUACUCUUAACAGCAAAUAUGCUUGGGACCAGCAGCAACAGCGAUAACCCGUCCAGCGGCGGUGCGGCUGUGAAACAGGGCGCCACCACAAGUGGUGGCAGCGGCAGCAGCCAUCAUCAUCAUUCGCAUCAACAAGGAACAGACCGCCUAAAAAUGCUCUAUCCAAAUGUGAACGAAUCUGAAACUCCACUGCCACGCUGCUGGAGUCCACACGAAAAAUGUCUAUCGAUUGGACUUUCGUUGAAUAAUCUACGUGUACACUACAAAGGCGUAGGUAACAAACACAAUGACGCCGCCUCUGUGCGCACAGCUCACCCAAUUCCAGCCGCCUGUGGUCUUUACUAUUUUGAAGUGAAAAUUAUAUCGAAAGGCAAGAACGGUUACAUGGGUAUCGGUUUGACAGCUCAACAAUUUCGCAUGAACCGUUUACCAGGGUGGGACAAGCAAUCAUAUGGAUAUCACGGAGACGAUGGCAAUUCUUUUUCUUCGUCUGGCAAUGGUCAGUCGUACGGACCGACCUUCACAACCGGCGACAUAAUCGGUUGUUGUGUCAACUUUGUGGAUAAUACAUGUUUUUAUACAAAAAAUGGCAUCGAUUUGGGUGUCGCAUUCAGAGAUUUACCUAGUAAACUUUAUCCAACGGUUGGCCUACAGACGCCUGGUGAAGAGGUUGACGCUAACUUUGGACAGGAGCCAUUCAAAUUCGAUCAAAUCGAGGACAUGAUGAAGCAAAUGCGCGCUGAAACGAGAACCACCAUUUAUGAUUUUCCCAUGGCACCUGAUCAGGGCGAUCCCACGACUCUUCUUCAUAAAAUGGUAUCAUCCUAUCUCUUACAUAAUGGAUAUAGUCAGACUGCAGAAGCAUUCGCCAGAACUACUGGGCAAUCGUUGCAAGAAGAUAUGACAUCUAUUCGAAAUCGUCAGAAAAUAUUGAAACUGGUAAUGUCUGGCAAAAUGGGUCAAGCCAUCGAGCACACGAUGCGCUCCUAUCCGGGACUAUUGGAGAAUAACAAAAAUCUUUGGUUCAUGCUAAAAUGUAGACAAUUCAUAGAAAUGGUGAAUGGGACCGAUAUCGAGUACUGCCCCACUAAUAAUAAAUUAACAAAUUCGAUCACAACACAAACGCAGACAACGCCCCCGAAUCAAACAUCGGUCAUACAGUCAACCAAAUCGUAUCGGAAUGGUAAGAGCACAGUAACACAUAAUAAUGCACAGAUUAUGGGGACAACUACAAAUAUAGCUGUGAUAAACGUCGAUAAUCAUGCGCAUCAACAGGAUAUGAAAAACGCAUCUGCUUCGGAUGAGAACUGCUCUGAUGAUGCGAUUUCAAUUAGUAAUAAGAACAACACCAGCAAUAUUGAUUAUCUGAAUGAUGUUGAAAUGGAGACAAAUACACAUACAAACGGCAACUCGUGCAAAAACGGCAUUUCACAUUUAAUUACUUCUUUAGACAUAGAUGAGGAAAUGGCAGAUAUCGAUGUAUCACCCUCCACUCAUAAAUACAGUCACGGCAUAGAAAGAAUAUUGGAAUUCGGCAAAGAGCUUUCACAAAUGGGGCAGCAAUUGGAAAAGGAAAACAAAAUGAACGAUGAGGAUCGCCAAAUGUUGGAAGAUGCAUUUAGUUUAAUCGCCUAUUCAAAUCCCUGGUCCAGUCCCUUAGGUUGGCAACUUUGUCCCACGAAACGAGAAAUGGUUUGCACAGCACUCAAUUCCGCCAUUUUAGAAUCGAUGAACUAUGCGCGUCGCCCCCCGCUUGAUGUGUGCGUAGCGCACGCUUCCGAAUUACUUAAGGUGAUGGCUCAGGCAUCGCUUGGUGCGUGCGCGUUCGUAAAUAUCGAAGAUGUCUUUCCACAAAAUUGACCCACUCUGCGCUUGAAGAUGUUCGAAACAUCGUAGCUAUCGUCAACGUCGCCGUGGUGGUUGCGUUUCAACCCAAUCGCUAGCAUGUGCUCCGAUUGUGCUCUUUAUUGCACUCAUUUAGAUUUUUUCUAAUUAUCGCAUUAAAACAAAAAAAAAAAAAAAUUAAUCAAUUAUAUCAACUAUCUUGUUUCCCUAUAAAUUCAAACAAUCAACGAUAAUUAUUCAAUUUUGUUUUCUAACACCAAGCCCACGUAUUAUGCAUGAAGUUUACUGUGGCGGAAGUAGUCAUAUUCGCGAAUACCCUAUUUUACGAGCCGCUUAAAAAAUCAUAAAAACACGUCAAAACGGUUUGUCGGAAAAUAUUGAAAUUUUAGGUGUUACCUUAGUUCUUAGUUCUUUUUUAACUUUCCACACACACACACACACAUAUUGCCUUCAAAUUUUAGCCAAACGUUCUUCUUUUAAUACAUUUAACAAUCACCGAUUAAGUAAACACAAAAUAAUUAAAAAUAAAUUACUGUGCUUGAAUUUGUAUACAUCCGCACCCUUCGUGAAAAAAAAACACGUUUACGCGACGAACUAUUGUACGACUCACGUCUAACAGCUAAGCGGUAGAAGACAUUUAAGCAGAUUUUUUCGCUCUAUUCAAAACUCUUUAAUGUUAGUUAUAAUUACCGAUUAGUGUUAUAAGUUAAGCGAAUAGCGUUUUUUGUUUUCGGAUAUUAUGCUUCCAAUCCUCAAUUGAGCAUCUAAAGUUUUAUUCUUUAAUAUUAAAUGAUUUUCUUCGAAACGGAUGCAGAAAGAAUUCAACUUAUCUCAAUAUAAAUUAAUAAAUAUAUAUAUAUACAUAAACAUCGA
Messenger RNA from Anastrepha ludens (Mexican fruit fly), 4156 nucleotides. RefSeq names its product ran-binding protein 9 (gene RanBPM). Gene Ontology annotation, biological process: cell surface receptor signaling pathway; cytoskeleton organization. The record is from RefSeq and is a predicted model, not a curated record. Gene Ontology annotation, molecular function: protein binding. Lineage: Eukaryota; Metazoa; Arthropoda; Insecta; Diptera; Tephritidae. The transcript is spliced from 13 exons. Gene Ontology annotation, cellular component: cytoplasm. Bases 269 to 3298 code for a protein of 1009 amino acids.